Messenger RNA from Diaporthe citri, 1089 nucleotides. RefSeq lists its product as uncharacterized. The record is from RefSeq and is a predicted model, not a curated record. NCBI's taxonomy places the organism in Eukaryota, Fungi, Ascomycota, Sordariomycetes, Diaporthales, Diaporthaceae. The transcript has a single exon. The coding region runs from base 1 to 1089 and encodes 362 amino acids.
AUGGCGUCCGAACCAGACCCAGAGGAUAUCAGACUACUUGUCGACGCCAUCAAAAAUCGUAAAAGAUUCCCCCGCUCACUCUGCGGAGCACUACGAGCAGCCAAAGAAGCCAGCCAUGAAACAAUAGGACGGAUCUUCUUCGAUUGUGGCGGGCCAUCGACAUGGGCUUCCUACUUCCUAGUUUCAGAGUCCACGAAGAAGUCUGGUCAUGUCUCUGGGAGGGGUAGGAAGCAGCGCCUGAUUGCAAAGAUGGAGAACCAAUCCGUUGAGGACAGGCGAGCAUUAGCGAGGCAUCUAACAAUAGCUUUGGAACCCAGCCGAGCACAAAUUGAACGCGACCUCGAGACAGCGAUCCAUCCUGCCCGCCGCAGUGGACAACGGCAAUUCAGUAUAGAGAGUUUCCCAACAGCUAGAUAUCACGCUGAUUCUCCUGAUACCCCGACACUUGGCUCGCCGGCACGGGCAUCUGACGUUCAACCCAUUGCAGCCUCGCCGCGCUUCCGCGGCGACUUGUCACCAGCUCCACAAGCGAUGGAUUUACGGAACAUGGCACAAUACUUUUCAGAGCCAGGGCAGGCCCUCGUUCAAGCUGUCAUCCCGGAAUGCACGCGGCUCUUCCCAUCUUACCUUGCCGGAUCGAUUAGGAGAUAUCCCCUUCCAGACAAUGCCGACGUCAUCACCGCAGCUGUCUCUAUUAUGCUGCCCCGUCCCGGGUGGCCAGGGUGCCCCAUGAGGAUCGAGGUGGUUGGCUCGAAGGUUGACCACAUUGCUCAGGAGUUGUUUGACGUACACCUGGAGGCGGAGGGCGGCUGUCGAUACAUAUACCUGCCAGGGGGGUCCACGGUUGCUCCCGACCCGCACCUCGUCCUGAGGCAUUGCCGCCUGGAUCGCCUCCACCGCUUCUUCGGCGCUCGUGUAGCCGAUGCCAUCCGCACAACGCCGACAUUCCAGAUGGAUAUCAAGGAGGGACGUGACCACACAGUCUGUGUCUCGAUGGUGAUUCCCUCUGCUGUGGACGAUACUGGUGAAAUCUACGCACUGCUGUGCCAAAGCGAUACAGCGUUGCUCAGGGAGAGCUUAUAUUUCUGA